Messenger RNA from Apodemus sylvaticus (European woodmouse), 5621 nucleotides. It is a transcript of the gene Slc36a4, whose product is annotated as solute carrier family 36 member 4. Gene Ontology annotation, molecular function: L-alanine transmembrane transporter activity; L-proline transmembrane transporter activity. Gene Ontology annotation, cellular component: vacuolar membrane. Lineage: Eukaryota; Metazoa; Chordata; Mammalia; Rodentia; Muridae. Gene Ontology annotation, biological process: L-alanine transport; amino acid transmembrane transport. The record is from RefSeq and is a predicted model, not a curated record. The coding region runs from base 82 to 1584 and encodes 500 amino acids. The transcript is spliced from 11 exons.
CCCGCCCCUCGGGGCGGCUCUGCGCAUGCUCGGCGGUGCGGCCGGCAGCGCGGGCGGUGGCGACCUGGAGACCCCCGAGGGAUGGAAGCGCCGGCGCCGGCGGAGGCGGCAGGAUGCGAGGAGCUCGAUAUGGACGUGAUGAGGCCCUUAAUAAACGAGCAGAAUUUCGAUGGCUCGUCCGACGAGGAGCAGGAGCAGACGCUCCUGCCCAUGCAGAAGCACUACCAGCUGGACGGGCAGCACGGGAUUUCAUUCGUGCAGACCUUGAUGCAUCUUCUCAAGGGGAACAUCGGAACUGGCCUUUUAGGGCUCCCCUUGGCAAUAAAGAACGCGGGCAUUGUGCUUGGCCCCAUCAGCCUUGUGUUUAUAGGGAUUAUCUCCGUCCACUGUAUGCACAUAUUGGUACGUUGCAGUCACUUUCUAUGUCAGAGGUUUAAGAAGUCAACGCUGGGGUAUAGUGACACUGUGAGUUUGGCCAUGGAGGCUAGCCCGUGGAGUUGCCUUCAGAGGCAGGCGGCGUGGGGACGGAGCGUGGUCGACUUCUUUCUGGUGAUAACACAGCUGGGAUUCUGCAGCGUCUACAUUGUCUUCUUAGCUGAGAAUGUGAAACAGGUUCAUGAAGGAUUCCUGGAGAGCACAGUGAUCGUUUCGAACAGCUCGGAUCUGUCUCCUGCCUGUGAGAGAAGAAGUGUGGACCUCAGGGUCUACAUGCUCUGCUUUCUUCCACUUAUAAUCCUCUUGGUCUUCAUUCGAGAGCUGAAGAAUCUCUUCGUACUUUCAUUCCUUGCCAACGUUUCCAUGGCUGCUAGUCUUGUGAUAAUUUACCAGUAUGUUGUUAGGAACAUGCCAGAUCCCCAUAACCUUCCCAUAGUGGCUGGUUGGAAGAAAUACCCACUGUUUUUUGGCACUGCUGUGUUUGCUUUUGAAGGCAUAGGAGUGGUGCUCCCACUGGAAAAUCAAAUGAGAGAGUCCAAACGCUUCCCUCAGGCGCUGAACAUUGGCAUGGCUAUUGUCACAGUGCUGUACAUCAGCCUAGCUACCCUAGGCUACAUGUGUUUCCGUGAUGAGAUCAAAGGCAGCAUAACCCUGAAUCUUCCCCAGGACACGUGGUUGUAUCAGUCAGUGAAGAUUCUGUAUUCCUUUGGCAUUUUUGUGACCUAUUCAAUUCAGUUCUAUGUCCCAGCAGAGAUCAUUAUCCCUGGAGUCACUGCUAGACUUCAUGCCAAAUGGAAGCGCAUCUGUGAAUUUGGGAUACGGUCCCUCCUGGUUAGUAUCACCUGUGCUGGGGCGGUUCUCAUUCCUCGCCUAGACAUUGUGAUCUCCUUCGUGGGGGCCGUGAGUAGCAGCACACUAGCCCUCAUCCUGCCCCCACUCGUGGAAAUCCUUACAUUUUCUAAGGACCACUAUAACAUCUGGAUGAUCCUGAAAAACAUUUCUAUAGCGUUCACUGGAGUCGUGGGCUUCUUGUUGGGCACGUAUGUCACUGUUGAAGAAAUUAUUUAUCCUACUACAGCAGUUGUCGCUGGCACCUCCCAGAGUCCCUCUCUGAAUGUGAACUCUACGUGCAUAGCAAGUGGUUUGUAAUAGUGAGAGGAGGGCGCUGAGUCCUCUCUUGUCAUCCCAGUUCUAACGUCAGUGAAGAACGGGUACAGGGCAUCGCAUACAUUGAACAGUGCCAAACUCCUAGGUUUUGUUGGUAGAGCAUUGUAAUUUGACUGUGAACUGGACAUCUUUCGCAGCUAUGAUAAACUGUGGCAGAUUAUUGCUUUUAUCUAUGACAAUGAAAAAUUUUAAAUUAGCCUUGAAAAUUGAAAAAAUUUAAAAUUCAAAAUGUAAACAAUAAGCGUAGCCUAUUAUUCUUUUUCUGUAAGAAACACUUUGAGUAAGUGUUCUUUUUCUUAUCACUAUUGAGAAGAUAAAGGAUUGUAUAAAUUAAAUAGGGACAUAGUUUAAAAACCUCUUUAAAGCACCCACACCUUUGAAGUACACCUCCUGUGUACGUGUGCACAGAAUGCACUGAUUGUGCUUUUAUUCCAUGGGUGAUGCUGCUGACAGGCCCUGGAGGUAUAGUAGAGUCCAGCUGACCACCAUGUUAGCAUUAGAAAGUUCCCAGAGCCAGAAUCUUCAUUGUCCAGCUCUCCAGAGAGUAGGGAAGUCACCGGGAAGCACCAAACACGGUUCUGAUGUCCUCUUUCAGUACAGGUAAAAGGUCAUCGAGGUAUCUGGACUAUUGCUCCCUUAGUUAUAUCUUGUUAGGUUUCUGUUGCUGUGAUAAAACACCACGACCAGAAGCAGUUAUGGAGGAGAGGGCUUCAGUUUGCAGUCUGCAUCACAAUCCAUCAUCAAGGGGAGUCGGGCUCAGGGGCUCAGGGCAGCAGCCUGGAGGCAGGAGCCUGGAGGCACGAGCUGACGCAGAGGCCACAGAGGAGUGCUGCCCGCUGCCUUGCUUCUUUCUCAGUAAGGUGCUUUCUUGCAGCACCCAGGGCAGCCAGCCCAGGGGUGGUGCUGCUCACAGAGGGCAUAGCCCUGUCCCCACCCCAGACCACAGGUUAGUCUUGCAGAGAUGUUUUCUUAAGUGAGUCUCUUCCAGAAAUGACCCCAGAUUGUGUGAAGUUGACAUAAAACUGGCCAGGAUCAUUGCCAUUGUAGGAAAUGGAGUUCCAGAAACGUUAGGUGGCUUGGUCAAGAGGACUUAGCCUUGACUCAAGAGAACCUGAUAUUUGACCCAGUGCAGAGACUGGAAAAAAAUUAUUUUUCCUAUCAUAGUCAAUAAUGAUAAAACACAUUCAGCUUAAUGUUAGUGUAAAGUUUAAUUAUAUUUUCAUCCUUUGGGAGUAUGUGUCUUAUCUCUGAAUAGUACAUGUGACGUGAUAAAAAGCCAGAAAAGAAACCCAAGAAACCUGCCUGGUGGCCUCCUAGACCUCAGACAGAAAGAAGCUAACAGUCGUUCAUAUGGUAGGGGACUGGCUUGCCGUAGGGUGUGCUGUAAGGUGGCGGUCACAGGGCGGAGGCCCCUUAAACGGUAGGAGACCGCCGGCUAACUAGUGUCCUAGUUGCAUGCUCUCUUGUCUCCUAGGUUUGCAGGCAUUAUAGAUACCUGACAAAACACAGAAUUGCACAUUUUCCUUGCCACAUAGAUUUCCUUACUGCAAUCUCCCAUCGAUGAUCUGAAUGGGCAGAGAACUGCCCAGUGAGUGCUUAGGAAAACUCGAAACAGUAGAGAACUGUCUAGUAACUCCCAGGGCACUUCAGGCAUUGUCCAGAGAGAUGUGGCCUUCACUCCUCUUCAAACACACUAGCCAAAGCAACCAAGCUCAUCUGAUGAUGAAGAGGAGAACUGGGGACUUUGAGGGACUCAGUGGGGUCAACUCCUGGACGUCUUUGCCCAUUGGCUCUGUAAUGUGUAAGCUGGAAGAUGUUACCCAGCUGUCUGUGGAAUUCUCUAUUUUUUUUUAUGUAAAUGUUAACUUAUUCAGGCGUGGCCUUGCUUACGUCAUUGCUUUGUCUUCAUGUGUGAGCCUAUAAGUAUAUCAGAAGCUUUAUUUUGCUAAGCAUUCAUAAGAACCAAAAUUUAAAAUCAUUUAUGUUAGAUAUUUCUAAUAAUUGUUUGUUAUUUUAUGUUAAAUUGGUACUUCAAGUCUUCAGUCUUAGGCAGUGGAAGAGGUUGUGAGGAAAGUAAUUUCAUUGGAAUUUAUCAGUGAGAAACGUUAUUUGCUAUUUUGAACCGUACAGUGGCAUACGGUGAGUUACAGACUCCCUGCCCAGGAAGCCGCAUGCGGUUCUCGUCAGCUGUGUCCACGUUGUAUUUCUGCUGCACAUGCUCAGUUUUAUUUUUGUUUUUCCGCCCGCUCCAUGUGGAAUUCAAGUGCAGCGGGUUUUUAACUAGUGGGUCACUGCAAGGCUUUUUAAGUUCCGCACACAGGGUGUGAGCCUCUUAUCAGGCAGGAUUUCUUAGGUAGUAAGACUGCUGAAUCAACAGCAUCUAUGGGACUCCCCAGAUCAUCAACCCAAGAGGAGUCACAAUACAGAAAGGAAGACAGGCUGAGAGAAGCGGAGAGGGUUGUAGUUUCUAGUGUGAAGCACUGCUUACAAGCCAAGUGUAAAAGGCACACACUUGUUUAAGCGUGCCUGAAGGUGUACUUGCCAUUUGAUCUUUUUUCUCUGAUAUUUGGUUUAACAGAAUUACACUUUCUAAAGGGUUUUGGAGAAGAUGUGUUGAUUCCAGCAUCCUUUCCUUUUGUCUGGGGCUGGUGGAAGGGGAAGCAGGUGGGCCUGUUGAAUUCAUGUUUGCUGUCUUGAUGGAUCACAUGGUAACUGAAAUGACCCCAGCAGUUACUUCCUGGCAUGGCGGGAACUGUCCCUGAAAGCUAGCCAGUUACAUGGGUGCUAUUUCCACUGUGAAGCAUUGAGAAGAAAGCUGUUGUUACCUCCCACGGGCUCUCUGCUCCCUGGAACUAACUCCACGGAGUGCAUUGGUGUCUGAGUCCAUUCAUAACACACUGUUCCCACAGGACUUUUUAGCACAGGCUCUUUCCCUCCAUGUGACCCUGUUUCUCCACAGUUGAAGAAGUAGGCGCUGGGAAGUUUUCAGGUUAGAUGUGCCCCUUAACGUGAACAAAGCUGUGUUUGUGAUGCUCCAGUACUUUCCUGUCACCAAGGCUGGCUCUCAGUCUUGUUAGAUGAUGCACUUAACGUGUUUAUAAGCCAUUUAUGACAGUGCACUUGUGAAUUUCCUAACAGGGUUUGACCUUAUGUGGUACAUGUGUUUGCUGUCCUAGAGAAUGUCAGCCUUAGCGUGUUUCGAUGAUGCCCUUCUCACUAGGUUUUACGUAGCUUACCAUUUCACUUUGGUGCUCACAGAUGCAGCACAUCUGUUCCUGGCAGCAUACCUGAGGCCUUGUGUGCCACUCCUUUUUCUUCAGUCAGGAUGGGAAAGAUACAGAAGAGAGCCAAUGGAGAUAAUAAAUGCAGCUGUUUAUGUAACACGAAUGCUUCAGCAGAUGUCAACUGUUGAGUAAUAAAACUGCUAUAAAGCAUCAGUAACGUAAAAUUAUAAAAUGUUGGAAAAUGUGUUUGUUUUAAUCAGCUUGGCUCAGUGAUCUUCCCUCACUUAAGAAAAUGUAAGGGAUUUGUCUAGUGCAGAUAGCAGGAUUCUUCCUCUCAUUAGUGGCUGCAUGUUACUGGCCAGACCUGACUUUCUGCAUCUCGUUGGUUCUGACCUAGGAUAUAAAAGAAAUAUGCUUAGGAAGUGACUAGGUCUAAAAUUUAUUGCCUAAUGAGUGAAAUGACAAACCACCCAAUUGUUCUGACUUCCUGUUAUAAUUGGCUCACAGCUGUGUGCACCCAUGCAUGUUACCCCAGAGGGACUCACAUCUGAAUCCAUUUCAGCUACUCUAUCCCAGGUAGGACCAGAUGAUGAUCACAUAGGAAAAUCCACAUUCAUGACAUGAACAGUUCAGGCUAUAGAUUUUUGUUUUUAAAAAAGGAUUUUGUAAGCUUUAUUGAAAGUAAAGUUUCAUUGGACUUGUAUCAUUUCUUAUAUUUAUUUUUCUUUGUAAAAGAGUUUGAAAAUGUCUGACAGUACUGUGAUUUCUGAAUUGUCAAUAAAGUAUAAUUAUUUU